UUUUUUUGUAUCCACUUCUUACAUUCCGCAUGCAAAACCAGUUUCCAGCAAUUUUCGUGUAAUCCCCUGGCUGUUGUGGAAGACAACUUAAAUAUAUUCAGACUGGUUUUGGCGCUCGUAUAAACCGGCCAACUAAUAAACACUAAUGCCGAUCAUCGCGCAUCGCGAAGAACUCGAAUCCCGAACGCUCGAUUUCAGUGCAGUUUUACACUUUACCGGAUGCCCUCACAACAAAAGUACAUGUUAAUUCUCCAUUGAAACAAUAUGGCUUUGAAAAUGUUCAUCAUUUUGGUGCUUUCGGUAUGUUGGGCCGAGGCGCAGAUGAGGUAUCCACCUUCACCUUGUCCCAGCAUUUUCCACUACGAACCGCAGAAGGAAAGGGACCGUUGGUACGGAGUUGUGACUUUGAUCAGCGAAUCCGAUUUGAACGGUGUCUGGCUCAGGCUGAUUUUCGAUAAGCCGUCUCUGCAAUUAGGGAACUGGUUUGGAGAAAUUAAGACGUCUGAUAAUAAAGAUUACUUAAUUAAGAAUCGGAACCAUCAGCUGAAAUCGAACAUGCCGUAUUCGCUGAGGUUCUACAUCAAGUACGAUCCGUCGGAGACGAUGCCGAAAUUGAUGUCGAUCAGACUGAACGCGAAGACGGUGUGUCCCGAGGGUGAAUCCACGACGCCCGUCGCUAUAACCGGUGGCCAGCUGAUAACGAGCAGCAGUAUCCAAGGCGUUAUAACACAAGAGCAAACGCCGAUGCCUGUUGUUCAACCGCCGAAGGAAAUAUUCGCCAGACCAGGAGGAGGAUGGUUUCCGAACAGGACGAACAUAGACGACGAUGACGUCUUUGCCGGAGAUCUGCACAUAAUAAACAGCAGGCCUUUCCAAAACAACAACAACAACAAUUACAACGACAUUGAAUGCGGAACCGUUGUGACGGAUCGGUAUAAAAGACAGGGUAAUUGGUAUCACCAUCGCGCGGGCAAUCCAAACGUACAGGUGCAUUAUUAUAACGAGCAUGGGCAACGAUUGCAAUCCAAUCGAAAUAUCAUCCACUUCGUGCGAGACGUGCUGCGCGGAAUUGAAAAUUAUGGUGGAUCGGCCGACGACGAGGUCGCACCGAUCGAGCAUCAACCGAAACCGCUGAUCACGUUCGGACAAUCCACGAAGGAAGGCGAGUUUCCGUGGCACGCGGCUCUCUACCACGAAAGAGGUGCGGAUUUGCAGUACAUCUGCGGAGCGUCGCUGAUUUCCAGGAAUCAUUUGAUCACGGUCGCGCAUUGCGUGACAAGGAGGAAAACUCAAAGCACUCUCGAUCCGGAUAGUUUGAUCGUUUAUUUAGGGAAAUAUUAUCUAAAGAAAUGGUCGAAUCCCGGUAUCCAAGACAGUCAGAUCUCGAUGAUCUUCCCUCAUCCCGAGUACAAUUCUCGGACAUACGCAAACGACAUAGCCUUGCUGAAGCUCGUCAAUCCGGCAGUCUUCACUGAUUACGUGAGACCGAUAUGCUUAUGGUCGGAAGACGCCGAUUUAAAUUCGGUUAUGAAUAAGCCAGGCACAGUCGUCGGUUGGGGCUUCGACGAAACUGGCAAAGUGACGGAGGAAUUGACGCAGGCCAAUAUGCCUGUCGUUUCCAAGGAGACUUGCAUCUAUUCCUUCCCCGAGUUCUUCUCGCGUUUCACCACCAAAAAAACGUACUGCGCCGGCUUCAGAAACGAUUAUGUUACAGGAACGUCGGUCUGUAACGGUGAUUCCGGUGGCGGCAUGAUUUUCCCGAAAUCGACUUCGACGCCCAGCAAGAAGAUGUGGCAACUCAGAGGUCUGGUGAGCAUCAGCGUCGCUCUGCAGAAUCAAUUCAGGUGCGAUUCCUCGCAUUACGUCGUCUUCACGGACGUCGCCAAAUACUUGGACUGGAUCAAGGCAACUAUGCUGAAGAUGUGAAAAGAUUAACGCUGUUGGUGAUUACUGCAUGAUGAACACGACGUUAUGUACAUGAAAAGGCUGAAACAUAUUUUUACGAUUACGCAACUUUUUUUUUUUUAUGUAUAAUCUUUUAAGUUUAGAUUUUUAGGUGAUAUAUAGCUCUCUA
Messenger RNA from Nicrophorus vespilloides, 2074 nucleotides. Its product is annotated as serine protease gd-like. Lineage: Eukaryota; Metazoa; Arthropoda; Insecta; Coleoptera; Silphidae. The coding region runs from base 265 to 1926 and encodes 553 amino acids. The transcript is spliced from 9 exons. Gene Ontology annotation, molecular function: serine-type endopeptidase activity. The record is from RefSeq and is a predicted model, not a curated record. Gene Ontology annotation, biological process: proteolysis.